Vigna radiata var. radiata (mung bean) is the source of this 5817-nucleotide messenger RNA. RefSeq lists its product as uncharacterized. NCBI's taxonomy places the organism in Eukaryota, Viridiplantae, Streptophyta, Magnoliopsida, Fabales, Fabaceae. Gene Ontology annotation, molecular function: zinc ion binding. The record is from RefSeq and is a predicted model, not a curated record. The coding region runs from base 365 to 5308 and encodes 1647 amino acids. The transcript is spliced from 12 exons.
CAUAAAAAAUAUUGGGAGAGCAAAGUGAAAGAUUUGGAAUCCGUUUUCGCCGUCAAAAACUCAUUCCAGUAGUCACUGAUCGGUUUCGUUGAUCUCCACCGCCUCUUCUUUUUUAUCAGAUUGUGGGUUGAAGCGAAAAAAUCAAUUUUUUUGAUGCAAGUAAUGGUUUUUAUUCUGGUUUAUAUGCAUCUUCAUCAAUGAAGGGUUGUCGCAUGGCAUGAUCACUGUGCAAAUAAUUGCUUUUCCCUUAUGGGUUUUUGAGGGUUUCGCGUUUGCUUUGUGGGGGAAGGUUCCAAUGUGAAAAGAUUACCUUUUGGGUUCUGGGGUUAGACCUAGGGCUAGAAAGUUCUGGUGGGUUGUUGAGAUGAAGGAGGAUACUGAGCUUGAGGAAGGAGAGGCUUUCUAUUACAAGGAUGACGAUGAAGACAACAUUGACCCUGAUUCUUUCUCAUACAUUGAUGAGAAGAUUCAGCAUGUUCUUGGCCAUUUUCAAAAGGAAUUUGAAGGUGGUGUAUCUGCUGAGAAUCUGGGUGCAAAAUUUGGUGGUUAUGGUUCCUUUUUACCUACCCAAGAGCGCUCCCCUCGUCUAUUGUCUCAUCCAAGAACUCCACAAAGAAACCACAGCUCACCAAAGUUUAAUAACAAUCCUCACAUGGAGGCUGUGUCUCAUAACAGAAAAGCACCUACAAAUGUGCCUCAUCCUUCAAGGAUUGAAAAUGCUUCUCAUAGUUCACAUUUAUUUCGUGAUUUAAGAGAAGCUUCAGCAAAUGAUUCAGUGAAGAAAGAAGAAGGAAUUUCUUCCUGUGAUCAGGCUGAGAGGUGCACUUUGAAGGAUGAUACUACAAAAAAUACAGAGAAUUCAACUGAUCAAAGGACACUGAAGUUGCGAAUAAAAAUGAAAUCUAAUAUCUUAGCACAAAAGAAUGCAGAAAUUUAUAGUGGCCUUGGACUUGAUGACUCUCCCUCAUCUUCAAUGGAUAACAGCCCUGUGGAAAGUGAAGGCAUGCCACCUGUAUCUCAAGAGAGUGAUGCAGAUUCUCCAACCGGCAUGAUUCAGGUUAUGAGUUAUUUUCCUAUCCCUGGCGGUGUUCUGAUAUCUCCUCUACAUGAAAGUGUGCUCAACCUGAUAAAAAAUGAUAAUAAAGCUAAUGGAGACAGCAGGUUUUCGUACCCUCUUAAUGGUCAUCAAGAUUCUCUUAAUGAACCAGAUUCUUUUGUGCGGGCUGGACAUUUGAAGAAGAACACAGUGAGAAUGGCGAGACAAAGUGAAAAGCAGUUGGAAUUGAAGCAUCCGAAUGGUACCCUUUCCGAGAAGGAAACUACAUUGCAUAAAAAGAAAAAAAUAGGAAAUAGAACACCGGAUUGUAAAGAUUUCCUGCCUAAUGAAUUGAAAUGGACACCUCUGUCAAGCUCAAUUUGUGAUGCUGGUGAAUUUGCUGAAGUCACUGCUAAAGCUUCUAAAGCCUCCAAGGAGGUUAAUGAGAAUGGGGUGCUGGGCAGAAUGGCUUCUGAAGAAGCAUUGAAGGAAGAGUCGUUAGAAUCGAUAUCUGGUCAAGAUUUUGGGAAGACUGUGAAACAAAAUGUAGGAAAUGGUUUUCUGAAAAAGGCUCCAGAACAUAAUCUGGAAAGUUCCCACAAGGAUAAUUCUACAGACCCUAUGAAUAAUAACUCAAGUAAUACUUCCAUUAUUUCCAAUAAGGUUGAACGUGAGGUACUAAAAUGUAAGGCAGAUCAUAAGUCUGAGACCCGUCAGAAAAUAAAGGCUGUGUCUGAGCGGAAGAAUAAGUCGAAAGGUAAUCAGAGUCCUGGAAAAGCUAAGGCAAUUGCAAGAAAGAAAAGCUUUGGUGGUACUAAUAAUGCAAUGGUAAUUGAGAAAGGGAGUACUGGCUUUGACAGUACUUGUAUAAAUAAAAUGAAGUCAAGGUCUCUGUUGGACAAAAAUUUCAGUGAUGGUAACAGGGAUUCAAUGAAAGAAAAAAGAUCAGAACGGAAAGUUGACAGUCUUGCUGGAAAUGGUGAAAUAAAAAAUGCAAAAAUUAGUAAUGGAAAACAGAGUGCAUUUGGGAUUAAAGCAAAGGAGAGAAUGAGUGGCCAUAAAGUUGUCAAGCAGGUGCUAGCUGGGCCAUGCAUUAAUGAUACUUCGGCUUCAUGUCCUAUAGCUGAAAACAACGUUGCACCUGAGAUGAUUUCAUCAGCAGUAGCUGUACCUCAACUUAUUGAAGAAGAUUGGGUAUGUUGUGACAGUUGCCAGAAAUGGCGGCUCCUACCUACUGGUAUGAAGCCUGAGCACCUUCCAGAGAAAUGGCUGUGUAGCAUGCUAAAUUGGCUGCCUGGGAUGAAUUCUUGUGAGUUCAGUGAGGAUGAGACAACAAAAGCACUUUAUGCGUUAUAUCAAAUGCCAAUUUCCCAGGUUCAAAAUAACAUGCAAAGCCAUGGCACUGAAACUGCGAUUGGAGUUAGCUCUCCAAAUUCUUUACAGUAUGGCCUAAAUCAAAAUAUGUCUAGUUCUGAUAUGUCUGACCGAGGAAGGAAGAAACUUGUUAUUAAGGAAAAGACAAUGUCUGGAAUUAAUAAUGACAUGCAUCGGUUCUCAAAUUCAGUGAAGGCCAAUGUUCAAGUAUCUGGAAAAAAUAGAAGCUUGAACGGCUUGAAUCAGCAUCCUGCUGACUUAAACCCAGUGAAGAAGAUGACAAACUCUUCUAAACAUCUUAGUAGGCCUGACAACAUGAUAGAAGAGAAACAUGUGCCUAAAGAGAAUGAAAAGCAAGUGAAUGGAGGUGAUAGAAAGCAUGUUAAGUUGAAACGGAAGGUGGAUGCUGAACAAUAUAAAUCGGGACCUCCGAAGAAAUUAAAAACUGAAAAUGUUUUCUCUGCCAAUAUUCAAUCAAAUUCUGACAUGAACCUUGAGAAGGUGUCUCUAUAUUCAAGAAAUGGUUUGCCAACAAAAGCUAGUGGGAAGGAUAUGAGAAAGUAUGAUGAAUAUUGUUUAUCUGAGGAUGCAUCUGACAGAUUACCAGUCACUGUAAAGAAAGAGGGAGAUCAAGCUCAGGUCUCAUCUGGUUUAAUGAAGAAAAGGAAAUUGAAGGACCGGCUUGAUGAUGAAAAGCAGUAUGGUGAAGAGGGUGAUGCAACAGAAUUUGGCAAAGAAAAGAAGUACAGAAUUUUAAAGUCAGUAAAUGAAGGCGACAAUAAAUUAAGCAAGGGUGGUAUAAGGGAAGUUUGCAGGGCAGGCAAUGGGGACCAUAUGGCUGUUGGCACAGAAGUCAGACUUGGUGACAAACGCAACCAACUAAGGAAGCAUAGGAAAAAUGUUGCAUCUCUUCAUGCUUCAGAUGGUAUUGAUCAAGUGCGCAAGGAUUUGGACUCUAGACCACAUUCAUUGGCAGCAACUUCAAGCUCUUCUAAAGUUUCAGGUUCUCAUAAAGCUAAAACGAAGCUUGAAGAUGUGAGAAGUUCACCUGUUGAAUCUGUUACCUCGUCACCUUUGAGGGCCUUCAACUUGGAUAAGAAUAAUUUUGCAGUAGUAGACACUUCAGUGAAAGACAAUGUUACAAAAGGUGGACAGUCUGCGGUAGGUUCCAAGAGAAGUGUGGAUAACAGGGACAGAAAACUAUCAGUAAAAUUGAAGGAGGGUAGAAUUCCGCAUGAUUUACAUACUACAUCCCACAAAUUAUCUUCCACAGAGAACCAGGUUGAGGAUGCUAAAGACAAAUGCAGGCUCCAAACUAAAAAUCCUUCUGAACUAAAGAAUAAUCAUUUGCUUGAAGGUGGUGUUCAUGUUGAACAAUCUGGCUAUUGUGCCAAUGGUGUACAUAAAGAGGAGAAAGUAAAGAAGGAAAACCUGGAAAGUGAACUUUCUUGGCAGAAAUCUGGUAAGGUUACAUCAUUGAACAGCAAGGAGAAAGGCAAAAAAAUUUCUUCUCAUGUUUGUACCGAUAACAUAAAGACAUCAGUUUCAGAGACUGUCCAUUCAAAAAAAGGUGGGAGGUAUGAUUCAGCAGCUGAUCCCAGUAACCAUGCAUCUGAUGCUGAGACAAAAAAUGUUGUUAAAUAUACUUUACCCAAGUCUAAGAGUGAAAUUGAGAUUACUAGUCAGAAAAGUGCUUUAAUACAAGGGCCAAAUGAAACUGGAAAGCAAACUGAGAUAAAACCAAGAGACUUUGAGAAAUCAGCUCCAGAGAUUGAUGUUCAACGUGGCAAUGAGAGAAAGGCUAUCACCCGGCAAGACUCAACUCACGAUUUUGAGGAAGAAAACAAAGCUAAUCAUGUAAUCACAGAAUCAAGAGUUGGGAAAUCGAAAGUUCUCUCAUCUGCAGCAGGUGAACUUAAAAGGGAAGCAUUGAAUAUGGGUUCUAGAACUGUACCUCAGUAUCAAAAGGGAGGAAUGGCUAAUGAGCAUCCCGUCAAUGUUUCCGACAAUGGUGAUUUGGUCAAGUCUAUGAGGAAUUUUGCUGAUAUUAGUAACAAUGCUGGAGUUAAUUGUAGCUCUGGAAAUUCCCUGCCUGAUCAGCAACCCUCUUUUUCAAGUCCUCUGAGAACAAAUUUUAACCAAACUACUGUUGACACCCUGGAAGAAGCCACAAAACUAAAAGAUAGAGCAGAUAAUUAUAAGAACUCUGGGUUUGACUUUGAAAGCAACGAGACAUACUUUCAAGCUGGGUUGAAGUUUUUGCAUGGAGCAUCUAUUUUAGAAAAUUGUCACAAUGACAGUAGCAAACUUGGGGAAAUGAGUCAAAUGCAAAUUUAUGCUACUGCGGCCAAACUUUUCAAAUGUUGUGCCCUUGAAUAUGAAGCUCGUCAAGAAAUGGCUGCUGCUGCUUUGGCAUAUAAAUGCAUGGAGGUGGCAUACAUGAGAGUGGUCUACUGUAAGAAUUCCAGUACUAACAGAGAUCGACAUGAGUUACAAUCAACUCUUCACUUGGCUUCUCAAGGCGAAUCUCCUUCAUCUUCUGCAUCCGAUGUUGAUAACCUGAACAAUCAGGCAGCAGCAGAUAGGGCUACUUUGCCUAGGGGUACCAAUAGUCAUGUUGCUAUCAACCACGUCAUAUCUGCGCGAACUCGUCCAAGUUUAAUCAGGCUUCUUGAUUUUACUAAGGACAUACAUUUGUCAAUGGAGGCUUCUAGGAAAUGUCAGAGCACUUUUGCGGCUGCUAGUGUGAUCCUGGAAGAAUCAAGGAAUAAGGACUGUAUAGCUUCUAUUCGGAGUGUUGUUGAUUUCAGCUUCCAGGAUGUAGACGAGCUUGUACGUCUUGUUUGGACAGCAUCAAAAGCAAUAAGCCGCGCUGGUCUUGGUGGUGCUAGAGAUUAACUUGAUCCUGUAUAUAAUUAAUUUUUUUUUUUGGUUUUACUUCUCUACUGAGACGGCAUUGUGAAGAAAGAGGCUAAAAGAUACCUACCAAUUCUAGCACUUAGAAACCUGCUAAGCCGGCCGGUUGAAGGCGAUCUGUUACCCUUGUGUACAUUUGUACAAAAUGUGAUUGAUUAGAAAAUUUUGUAACAGAUUUUCAUUUGAGGUUUUUCUUAAUGUGGAUAGGGUAUAACACACACCCUUAAAUUUUAUGGGUUAGAAAGAGGGAAGGGAUUCCUGGCUGUCAAGUGAUGAUGCCGGAUGAUAUCAUAUUAUGUUAGUUCAGUGCUACAUUCUUUGCUCCACAUAGCUGGAGCCCCAGGUACAAGAAUAUAGAGUCUGCAAUGUUAGGCAACCAUUUUUGAGGGCUUUGAAUACUUAUAUAGUUAUAAUAGCUCCAUUCUUGAUGACAUUCUCUCCUUUUAUGUUAUCAUAUCAAAGUUUUGAAUGAAUAGAAAUCCAUGCAGAAA